Messenger RNA from Meloidogyne enterolobii, 5520 nucleotides. The record is from the annotation of a GenBank genome assembly. Lineage: Eukaryota; Metazoa; Nematoda; Chromadorea; Rhabditida; Meloidogynidae.
AUGAAGGAGCAAGCAAGCGAGCAAGAAUUUGCUCCAUUAACCAAACAAAAUUGUUUGCCCCUAUCAGAAGCAAGUACAUCUCAAACAUUGGAAGUAUUGCAAUUCUCCAAUUCAUCACUGCCAAUAAAUAAUCGAAAUUCUUUAUAUCAUUCAUUGCCGCUUUAUUGGCCGAAAAGUUGGAGAACCUAUGGCCCAUCUACCCAAACAAAUUCCUUUCAUCAAUCCUCACUCAAUCCCGAGCCUUCUUUUACGGCAAGCACUUCUCCUUUGAUUGAUAAUGAACAUGAAACAAACACACGGCAGCAAAGGAAAAUCUUUUCAUUAAAUCGACAUCAAAAAAUUUCAAAAAAUGACACCGCCUCGAAGGGAUGGAGGAGAAAAAGGAGAAAAGAAUUUAAUUUUUUUUCAUUCCUUCCCUGCCUUAAUGUGAAAGGAGUAAAAUUAUUCCAAUUUUUGGCCCUCUUGAUCUCUGCUUUAUUUUUACUUUCAAUUAUUAUUUUUGUUAUUGCUAAUUUUUCUUCAUUAUUCUCAAAAAAUGGAAACAACGAAAAAAAUAAUAAAGAAAAUUUAUUAAAAAAGGAAAUUAAACGACUUAGAUCGGCAUAUUCUGAUAUUCGACCCAAAGAAACCCAAAUAUGGCUAUUAAAUAAUUUUGAAUUAGAGCGGAAACGUAAGAGAAGUAUUAGAGAAGAGGAUAAAAUUAAUUCAAAAUCUGUUUUUGGACUUGCCAGGCUUUGUGGAUUUAAUUGUACUGUUAAUUUAAAACACGGAAUUGAUGGUAAUAAUAGCGGUGAAAGUAGAAUUUCAAGUCAAGUAUUGCGUAUCGCUUUAAAAAGAGUUGAACAGAAUGAGAAAGUGGAGAUCGGAAAAAGACAAAGGAGAAGUACUGCAUCGGAUAACCACAAUUGGAAUCCUUUGUCUCCUUUCCUAUUAGUUCAAUCGAUGGAUUCUGAUAACCACACACAAAUUAGUCGAUCACAUAUUUCACCAGCCUGUUUUUACAUUGCCAAAAUAGAUGAUGGCAAUUGCUUUGAAAGCAGUAUUGUAAACUUAUGUGAUCGAAAUAAUGGAUUGUUCGGUACAUUAGCUUUCAGUGAAGGUGCUUUCUUAAUUGAACCUUUAAUUGAUGAAGAGGACUUUGAAAAAGCUCAAGGAGAUAAUUUAAAUAAUUAUUUUGAUAAAAGUUUGGGAGGAGGUCAUCCUAACCAUCAAAGGAGAAAACGUCGCCAUAGACCUCACGACAAUCGAGAUCAAGUAUUAUUGAGAGCACAUCUAAUUUACCCGGUACAGACACAAUAUUUUGGAGAUGAUCAUAAUAAUGAGCGGAGACAGCAAAAAUCUACUGAAAUUACAGUCUUAUCAUCAUCUGAAGAAUUUGCAGCAGGAUUUUUAAAAUAUUCUCAAACUAUUAAUGCCAACUUAAGUCAUUAUGAUUCUCCUAAAUUUCCAUUUCUGCCAGUAAAACGUGAUCGUCGAUCCCCCGCUACAUUAGCCAAUUCCUGGGAUCAUUAUGUUGAAGUGCUUGUUGUUGCUGAUCACCAAAUGCUCUUAUAUCAUCAACAAAAUUUGGAGAAUUAUGUACUAACUUUAUUUUCAACAGUUUCGGCAAUAUAUAGACAUCAAUCUUUGGGUGUUUCUAUUAACAUGGUUGUCGUUCGCAUCAUCAUAAUAAAAAAUGAACGUGCUGGGCCCUUAAUAUCUAAUCGGGCACAAGAAACACUCCAACAAUUUUGUCAUUGGCAACAAUUGUAUAAUGACAGAAAUGACGAUUCUUUGAAUCAUCAUGAUGUUGCAAUUCUUUUAACUCGCCAUGACAUAUGCCGGGCAACAAAUAAAUGCGACACUCUAGGUCUUGCCGAGCUUGGAACUUUGUGUGAUAGCAAAAGAAGCUGUGCAAUAAUUGAAGAUAAUGCCGCAUUCACAAUUGCUCACGAGCUCGGUCAUAUUUUUAACAUUCCACACGAUGAUGAACGUAAAUGUGCAGAGUUUAUGCCUUUAAACAAAGCUAACUACCAUAUAAUGGCACCAACACUUGAAUACAACACAAAUCCCUGGUCGUGGUCUGCAUGCUCCUCCGCAAUGCUUGCCCGUUUUUUGGAGGCGCGCCGGGCCCAGACACAAUGUAUUCUCGAUAAACCUGUUGAGAGACGGUAUUAUGAGAGAAUGUUUGAAAAUCCCGCACCCGGUGAAAUUUAUUCUGUCUCUCAACAAUGCAAAUUCGUUUUUGGAGCUGCAGCUGAACUCUGUCCAUAUAUGCCAAGUUGUCGUAGAUUGUGGUGUGCCGUCUCUUAUGGAUAUCAAAUGGGUUGUCGUACCCAGCAUAUGCCGUGGGCUGACGGAACAGAAUGUGCUCGACAAAUGUGGUGUUAUAUGGGUCAAUGUGUUGGUAUGUCUCCUACACAGAGACUACCUGUUGAUGGUUCCUGGGGAGAAUGGAGGUCGUGGGGUGAUUGCUCUCGAACAUGUGGGGGAGGAAUCCAAAAGUCAUAUCGGGAUUGUGAUUCCCCUCGGCCAGAACAUGGUGGUAAAUACUGUACAGGUCAACGAGUACGUUAUCGUACUUGCGCUAUACACGAAUGCCCUUGGGAUAUGCCUGGAAUUCGUGAGCAACAAUGUGCCGAAUUCGAUGGAAAAGAUAUUGGAAUUCAUGGUGUUCCUUCAGUCGGCACUCGAUGGGUCCCAAAAUUUUCUGGAAUUGCUGAAAAUGAACGAUGUUUACUUUAUUGCCGUCUUUCUGAUUCUGCUGCGUUUUACAAAUUAAGGGAUAAAGUAAUUGAUGGAACUCCGUGUGAUAGAAAUGUGGACGAUAUUUGUAUUGAUGGUGGAUGUCAUAAGAGUGGUUGUGACCACAGACUUGGUUCAGAUAUGCGUCGCGAUGUCUGCGGGAUUUGUGGUGGGGAUGGAAGAACUUGUCGUGAAGUAAAGGGGGUCUUCAAUGAACGAGGAACUUUUGGUUUAGUGAUAAAUACUGAACUAACAAUUUAUAUAAUAUUAGGUUAUAACGAAGUUUUACGGAUUCCUGCCGGAGCCGCAAAUAUUGAUAUAACACAGAAUUCUUUGCAUCAACUAAGAAAGGAAGAUGACGAAAAUUAUUUGGCUUUAAGAAUGCCAAACGGUGAUUGGCUUUUAAACGGACAAUUUCAUGUAUCGGUAUUCCCUCAACAAAUACAAAUACUUGAUACUGUACUUGAGUAUUCUGGAAGUGACACACCUCAGGAACGCAUAAAUGGUACAGGCCCAUUGCGAACUGAUGUUUAUCUCCAUUUUUUGAGUGGCCGUAAUCUGAAACUACCAAACAUUCAUUACCGAUAUAUGGAGCCUUUGCCUCAAAUAUCGCGAGAGGUAGCAGCAGCUGCAAAAACCUACGAAUUAAACAAUUUGUCCUCUCAAAAACAUCAACAAAGACAACAUAAAUCACAACAGCAACAAGUAGUGCCUAAGGCUCCAAACACAUUUUAUUGGCGAUUUAUUGAAAAUAAAUGGAGUGAGUGCACUCUCAAAUGUCAAGGCACUCAAACCCAGCAAUUGCAAUGUCUGGACACCCUCACCAUGAAAGUGUUGCCUGAUUCUAUGUGUGGUACUUUUCGACGACCUGACCCAAGACAAAGAAUUUGCAACGUCGAAUGUUUUUAUAAAUGGCAACACCGUCUAUUGUCUUAUAAUGGUAGAGGAGAGAAGGAUAGAUAUCAACAUCAAUGUGUUCGUUCUUAUACAAAUGGUCGUGAGGAACAAGCAAGUGAAGAUGAAUGCAAGAGAUCAGGAAUUCCACUUCCCACACCACCUAGUACAAGGAACCAUCCUCAACAACAACAAAUUAAUGAACAGUCACCUAAUAAAUAUGUGACUGAUCGACGCUGGGCAUACACUGAAUGGAGUGUGUGCUCGGAAUCGUGUGGUACCGGCGGGAUUCGUCAUCGUUCUAUUCAUUGUAUUGAUACCCGGAAUGGGCAGAAAGUCGAGAAUCGCUUCUGCGAGGGAAUUCCUCACGAGACACUUCAUACAGAAUGUAAUCGGACACCAUGUCCUCGAUGGGUUUAUGAAGCCUGGAAUGAAUGUUCACGAUCUUGUGGUAGUGGAAUUAGAAUUCGACAUGCUUCAUGUCAGGAUGCUUCUGGGCGUGAAGUUAAUUCUCGUUUAUGCCCUAGCAAUAAAUUAGAUAGCGAAAAGUGUAACGAACAACUUUGUACUGAAUGGCGUUUUGGAGCAUGGAGUCAAUGUUCGGUCAGUUGUGGCCAAGGCAUUCAACGAAGAGAUGCUAAUUGUGUUGACUCUAAUAAUCGACCUCUUGAAGAUAGGAAUUGUGAUAUUCGGGAAAAAAUAGUUGUUAAACAAUGCGAGUUGGCACCUUGUCCUCACUGGCAAUUAGGCUCUUGGAGUCAAUGUUCUAUCAGCUGUGGCUCUGACGGAUUUCAGACCCGUUUAGUUCAAUGUGUUGAUUCGGUUGGAAGAAAAUUGCCAGAUAUUAUGUGUACCCAACAAAAAAUUAAUGAACAAACUUCCAUUAAUUCAAAAAUAUCUGAAAAUCAGAAACAACAACUACGUCCACAAAGCUAUAGAGUCUGCAGCCCAGGACCCUGUCCCUACUGGCGAACUUCUGAUUGGAACAAAUGUUCUGUUAGUUGUGGGCAAGGAAUAAAGAAAAGGCUGGUAGAAUGUGUUCUUCGCAAUCAAAUAGUUGAUGAUUCGCUAUGUACAGCUGUCAACAGACCCUCACAUGAAGAAAAGUGUGUAUUAAUGUCAUGUGCCGUUUGGAAUGUUGAAUCUUGGGGGCCGUGUUCAUUAUCAUGUGGUUCUGGCGGUACACAGCACCGAAAUGUUAAUUGUGUUCGUUACACAACUAGCCGUAAUUACAACAACGAAAAUAAUUAUAUUGUUCUCCAUGAUCGAGAAUGCACUGGUCAAAAGCCUCAGUCCGAUCGUAUUUGCGAACUUCCAGCUUGUCCAAUAACUAAAGGUGAAUGGGUGAUUGGCCAAUGGUCUGAAUGUCCACUUCCGAAACCGUGUAAUGUCAAUAAUGAAAUUGUUGAACAAAUUCGACUGAUGGAAUGUCGAAACAAUGGAGAACUUAUUGAAGGUAGUGGAAUAGAAAUACAAAUUUCUAUCUUUAAUAUUUUUCUAGAUAAAUUCUGUUCACAUUUGGAAAAGCCUUAUUCUCGUCGCUCUUGUCCUCCAUGUAUUAAUAUCCCAAAAAGUGAAUCACCCAGAUCUGAUUUUAAAACAUCAUACACAAAUCCUCCUGCCCUUCUGCAUGUUUCGGCUGCAAUUUCUUUAUUAGGCAACCAACAAAAAAAUAUUGGGAAAUGGAUAACUGAUGAAUGGUCAUCGUGUUCUGCAAGUUGUGGAGGUGGUUGGCGUCAACGUAAUAUCCAUUGUAAAAGUGUUGACAACGUUACAACAUUAAAAAAUUGUUUGGAAUCUGAGAAGCCUAUCAAAUUAGAAUCAUGUAACCCACAAAAAUGCCCUUCUGGGCAAUGGAAUGUUGGCCACUGGUCUCACGUGAGUAUUGUUACUUUAUUCUAG